UCUUCACAAUGAGAUGUUGCUAUUUCAAUAUCCAGAUCUCCGUUGAGAACAGGCAUCUAUAGUCAAGCCAUAUUUUUCUUGUAACAUUUGAAAGAAUAUAAUUUUCCUGACAUUAGCAAAGAAUUAUUUUUCAAAUUAUGUAAGCUUUCUUUGCUGAUUGCCACUCCAAGUUUGUAGAUUUGUAGGGCAGGUUAGGUUUUGAAGAGACUACACGUGUAUUCAAAGCUUGAAAUAUAUUCAAGAAGUUCUCCAUAUUUUCCAUCUUAAUAAGUGCCACCCCAUCCUCCAAGCUGUCCAAGACCUACACCAUGAAGUUAGACACUUCCUGUUCCUCCAUUUCCAUCAGUCAGCCAUCAUGAAGGUUUAUCUCCUAAAUGUUUUUUGAAUAUAUCCACAUCUAUUGCCAUUGCAUAGUUCAGAGCAGCAUUCUCACUUCUCAUCUUGCACCAGAAUCAUAUGGGGAACUUAAAAAAAUGGUGAUGCCCCAGAGAUUCUGAUGUGUUUGAUCUGGAAUGGUAUUCAGGAAUCCAUAGUUUCCAAAGCUCCCCAGCUGACUCUGUGAUCCAACCAGGGUUGAGGACCACUGGAUUUGAGAUCCUUAUCAUCUUUUUAGGACAAUGAAAAUAGUCUCCUAAGCUGUUACCUUGACUCCUCCAGUCUGGUUUCUUACCAGUCUGUCUUCCACCAAUCUGUCUGUCCAUUUCCAGGGGAAUCUUUCAGUGAAAUUGGUUUCCAGGAGAACCAAUCUGAUUCCAUCACUCUUACGGUUGUGAGCCUUCCGACUUAAUCCCUAUGCGUGGCUUGAAACUCAACUCAUGGUCGGCUUCCCACCUCCCAUCUCCUCAGUAUCAUCUCCCGUGACUUCCCCCUCCCAGUUUGUUCUGAAGUGGUACCAACGUAGUCUUUGAUAUUCUAAGACAGAAAUAUCUCAAGACAGUUGUGAAACUCCGUUUUCUUGAAUGUCACAUAAUUUCUUUCUAUAACUGAAAGAUUUGUGACUUCCGUGACUCUAUAAAUGCAGGACUAAGGUAAUUUAAAUAGCAAUCACAGUAUAUUUGUCAUGAAAAUAAUCUCCCCACAAUAUUGCAUUACAUCUCUACAGUAACACUAACCAAGAAUGAUGAAUGAUGUUAACUAUUCUUAUAGAAUCCACAUUUGUACAGAGGUGUGUGAUUAAGGUGACCUCACCUCACAAAGGCCUAUUAUCCACAUUCUGCAAGGGAAAAAAAUAUUUUUUAAAUUUCCAACUUUUAUUUUUCAACAUAUACUAUUUAAAGCCGUUAUGGCACUUUUGCUGGGCAGGGGUUCCUGUACAAACACCUACUAACACUCUAAGUUAAUCACCAUUUUAUCAUUCAUUUAUUUUAUCUCUAACUGGAUGAGCAGUUUUUGAAUUAGUGAGGCAAUCAUUAUAACCGUUUCAUGGGGGCUCGUGAGGGAAGUCCCGAGACAAAGGGAGCGCCGCCGCCGCCAACGGCGCCGCCAACGCCGCCAACGCCAACGCCGCCGCCCCGUCCGCCUCCCUCGCCGGACCGCGGCCGCCCGAGGGACGCAAACAUGUUGGGGAUCGCCCUCAGCAGACUCGCCCAGGAGAGGAAAGCCUGGAGAAAAGACCACCCGUUUGGUUUUGUGGCCGUCCCAACAAAAAAUCGCGACGGCACGAUGAACCUCAUGAACUGGGAGUGCGCCAUUCCCGGGAAGAAGGGGACUCCGUGGGAAGGAGGCUCGUUUAAACUACGGAUGCUGUUCAAAGACGAUUAUCCAUCCUCACCUCCGAAAUGCACGUUUGAACCGCCAUUAUUUCAUCCGAACGUGUACCCCUCGGGCACAGUGUGCCUGUCCAUCCUGGGGGAGGACAAGGACUGGAGGCCGGGCAUCACGAUUAAGCACAUCUUAUUAGGAAUACAGGAACUUCUAAAUGAACCAAAUAUCCGAGACCCAGCUCAAGCAGAGGCCUACACGAUCUACUGCCGAAACAGAGUGGAAUACGAGAAAAGGGUUCGAGCACAAGCCAAGAAGUUUGCUCCCUCAUAAGCAGCGACCUGUGGCAUCAUAAAAAGGAAGGGACUGGUGUGGCAAGAACUUGUUUACAACAUUUUUGCAAAUCUAACGUUGCUCUCUACAGUUACUGGUCAC
Mesoplodon densirostris (Blainville's beaked whale) is the source of this 2136-nucleotide messenger RNA. RefSeq names its product SUMO-conjugating enzyme UBC9-like. Lineage: Eukaryota; Metazoa; Chordata; Mammalia; Artiodactyla; Ziphiidae. Bases 1423 to 2034 code for a protein of 203 amino acids. Gene Ontology annotation, cellular component: nucleus. Gene Ontology annotation, molecular function: SUMO conjugating enzyme activity. The transcript has a single exon. Gene Ontology annotation, biological process: protein sumoylation. The record is from RefSeq and is a predicted model, not a curated record.